AUGCUGGGGCCGGCCGGCCUGCCUCCCUCCUCAGCCCGCGGCGCGGCUCUCCGGCUUCCCGCUCAGGCCGGGCACGGCGGCGGCGGCGGCGGCGGCUCCUCCUCCAUCGGCCAGGCAGGGGCGGCGUCUCCCGCUCGGCCCCGCCGCCACUGCCGCCCUGCGCCCGCCCCUUCGCCACGGCCGCGGCCUACCAGCUCCCGCGAGACCGCCCAGGGCUGCCGCGGCCUACUUUCGCCACGGCGGCGGAGGGGCGCCCGGCCUGGAAGUGGAGGCCAGGCCGGCACUGCCCCUCAGCGCCGGGCAGGGGUAGUGACGGAGGCGCAGGUUUCUAGGCCCGAGCCUGGCAGCUGGGCAACGAGGAGGAGGAGGAGGAGGAGGAGGACCCCGUCCCCGGCCGGGCCUUGCGGAGCCGGCGUCCGGACGAGUCGGAGUCCCUCAGGGCGGCCUCCCACUUGGCCCUCGGGGCUGGCCCCUGAAGCCGGGCUGAUGAUUUGGAAGGAGGGCGGCAGACCCUCUGGCCCCUUCCGCACAUCAUCAUCAUCAUCAUCAUCAUCAUCAUCAUCAUCCUCCUCCUCUGUUAGAUGUAAUGAGCCGCCCACCCUCGAAGGGCUCUGGGCCGCGUACAACAAAACAAUAAAUUAUACAUUGAAAAUACAUUGUGAAUUGUACAUUGAAAAACCCUUACCUGCCUUAACAGCCGUGAAGUUUAACGAGGCCAGUUAAUUAUCUGGAUUCUGGCUAGCUGUUAUCAUUGUAUUUAGAUUAUAUUGCCAUGCCAUUCUAACUUGUGUAUAUAUAUAUUACUCCAAUGGGAGAAUGUGUAGUCGUGCCCGCGAAGUCAGCGCAAGAACGAGACGAGACGCGGAGAUAUC
This is a messenger RNA of Sphaerodactylus townsendi, 872 nucleotides long. Its product is annotated as translation initiation factor IF-2-like. The coding region runs from base 1 to 723 and encodes 240 amino acids. Lineage: Eukaryota; Metazoa; Chordata; Lepidosauria; Squamata; Sphaerodactylidae. The transcript has 4 exons. The record is from RefSeq and is a predicted model, not a curated record.